This is a messenger RNA of Stomoxys calcitrans (stable fly), 8766 nucleotides long. RefSeq names its product somatostatin receptor type 5 (gene AstC-R2). Lineage: Eukaryota; Metazoa; Arthropoda; Insecta; Diptera; Muscidae. The coding region runs from base 1088 to 2794 and encodes 568 amino acids. The record is from RefSeq and is a predicted model, not a curated record. Gene Ontology annotation, biological process: G protein-coupled receptor signaling pathway. The transcript is spliced from 2 exons. Gene Ontology annotation, molecular function: peptide binding; somatostatin receptor activity. Gene Ontology annotation, cellular component: membrane; neuron projection.
CUAAACGGAUGGAAUAAUGUGCGAACAAGAAACAAAACGAAAUUAAACGCUAGAACACAAAAGAAAAACAAAAAUAAUAACUGCAAAGAAAAAUAACAUAAUACUAAAGCAGGAGAAAAUAAAUUUUAUAAAGGAAGUUAUUUUAACAACAAAAGCCUCUGAAAACCUAAAAUUAUAAAAAAAAGUUGAAAAAAGAGCUUAUCCAAGAGUACCGCUUUAGCCAAAAUAAUUAAAAUUUUGUGUUGUUGAAAAAUGAAAUUUAAAAUUAUUUUUGUUUAAAAGAAAAUCUAAAAUAUUUAGUGGUUGAAGCGUAUCCCCCUCUAAACUAUUAUAGGGAUCCCCACGCCAUUAGGAAAAAUAAUUUUUUUUUUUAUUCAAAUAUUAAAAAUAUCAAAUUCAAAUGUGACAUGGGUAAAACCCAAUGAAGUUAAAACAUAAUACCCAAAUAUAGUAGAACCUUUUUGAGUAUUUGCAAGACACAACGUACAAAAACCAAAAGUAUUUAAGAGAAAUAAUAUAAUCUAUUGUAAUCAUGCGAAUGCUUUUGUAGAAAUAGGGAUCCCUUCACCAACAACAAGAGUAAACCAAAACAAGUUGAUAACAAUGAUAUCGACCCCUUCCACAACCCAACAUGCCAAGUGAAAAAGUGUGGCCACCCAAGCUGUUCUAGAGUCCUUAGUGUCCUAACAAAAAACCGACACAAAGAAACACCCAAGGAUCUAGGAAAGACCCAAAACCAUUUUGUGAUAAGAAAACGCUUUAUGCUGUCAAUAACACCCAUUUGCGAAAUAAAGCAACAAUAAAAGACGUUUCUUGUCGAUCCCACAGUUGGAAUUAAAGAAAAAUGAGCCUAUUACCACAAAGCAUUGACAAUAACUGGCUAAAAAAAUAUGUGCUAAGUAAUACUUGAGGAUGACAUUUGGUUUAUAGAACUUCUGCUCUUCAUCUCUCAUUCCUUCGUUCGUUUUCUCUUUUCACAGACACAAACACAGAAGCGGCCAAACAACCGCACCGAGUUACCAGCUAGAAAGUUUGCAAAUGCUUACACAAUAUCCAUAGAAUACGCUUAGCAUAAUAGCGCUGCGCCAUGAAUUUAUAUUUAAGGAUAUUACUAAUGAGCUUACUGCCCUCCUGGAGCCAGACGCAUGGAAUCACUGCCCCCCAAAAAAAUCAUGAUGGGAAGAUGACUGAGACUGCCCCAACCAUAUACAACCAAAUGGUGGCGGAGAAACGCACCGAUGAGAACGGCAAUGUCAAGGAGCCGAUGGCCACUUGGUCUGUGGCUUUGGCAGAUUUCGAGGACCACUUGAAGCCCACAUUGCAAUUGUACGAAUUGGAUGACACAGAAUUGAAUCGCCUCAAUGCUUCAUACCUUGCUUCGGUCAUCAAGCGGUUUAACUUAACACUUGGCAACAAGUCGUACGAGUUUGAAGAUGACAACGCUUGUGCCACACGUCAGACCACCUUUGUCAAAUUAUUAACGAUGAUUCUGUAUGCAGUAGUUUGUAUUGUAGGAUUGUUCGGCAACACUUUGGUGAUUUAUGUGGUCUUGAGGUUUUCCAAAAUGCAGACAGUGACCAACAUUUACAUUCUCAAUUUGGCCAUUGCGGACGAGUGCUUCCUCAUUGGAAUUCCUUUUCUACUAUAUACCAUGCACAAUGGCAGCUGGCAGUUUGGGGAGUAUGCCUGCAAGGCGUACAUGGUGAGUACGUCCAUCACCCAGUUCACCUCCUCGAUAUUCCUGCUAAUCAUGUCGGCGGACCGCUACAUAGCCGUCUGCCAUCCUAUAUCGUCGCCCCGCUACAGGACACCCACCGUCUCGAAGAUGGUCUCGGGCAUUGCUUGGCUGACAUCGGCUAUGCUCAUGCUGCCAGUGAUGCUGUUCGCUAGUACCGUGACAUUUGGCGAGCACACCUCCUGCAACAUCAAAUGGCCAGAGGCACAGAAUAACCAAUCGGGUACCACAUUUAUACUGUACUCAUUGGCCUUGGGCUUCGCCACCCCGCUGACCUUCAUUUUGGGCUUCUACUGCUUGGUCAUACGGAAAUUGCACACAGUGGGCCCCAAGCACAAGUCCAAAGAGAAGAAGCGGUCCCAUCGUAAGGUGACGAAACUAGUACUGACAGUGAUUACAGUAUAUAUUCUAUGUUGGCUACCCUAUUGGAUAUCCCAGGUGGCCUUGAUCACUUCGUCACCAAGCAAGUGCGCGUCACGUCUUGAGAUCACCAUUUUUCUGCUGGCCAGCUGCUUGGUCUACUCCAACUCGGCCAUGAAUCCCAUACUAUAUGCUUUCCUCAGUGACAAUUUCAAGAAGUCCUUCCUGAAAGCCUGCACUUGUGCUGCCCGUAAGGAUGUCAACGCCCAGCUGCAAAUGGAGAACAGCAUGUUUCCGCGCUUCAACAAAUCGCGGACGGCGGAAAAACUUCUCACACCCAAUAAAGCCAAGCAGGGAGCAGGGUCAUUUCUUUGUAAAAACACUCGCCAGAGAAUGCCCAUAACCUCCACCACCGCCACCACCACUACGGGCAACACCAAUGUCACGGUGCUGGAGGCCAAUAGUUCUGUGGCUCCAAGUGCGCCCCAACAGAACAAUCAUUUCCUUGCACCGCCACUACCAUCCAUAGCCGCCCCCAUGGGUUCGUCCUGCAAUUCGAAUAAUUCCAAUCUUCUAAUGCUUCCCGCCAGCAGCGUGUGUACGGAGAAUUCCAAUGUGGAGGACAACAACUCUGAUUGCUCGGAGCCGGAGGAGAUUGCGACUGCCGUAAGACCCCCUGUUUUGCAUACCGAUUUAUAAGAAAGGAGGCAUGGAAAACGGGUGCGUAAAUGCAUUGUCUUGCUGCAAUCGAAUCGAGUGUAUCAAAAACUCAGUUAUUCCCUGGGUUUAGAUAGUGUCAAGGAAAUUGAGGAACAGAAUACCCAAUGAGAUGAAGAAUUUUCUAAAUUAUCUGAGAAUUAUCGUUGAUCAUUUUUGUAAAACCAAAGCUUAGAAACAUUGAUAUUACUUAGCUAUACAAUAACAGGGAACAUUGUGAAAGGAUAUGUUUGAUGAAAGGAUAUUAUUUUUUUUGAAAAUUGGGGAAUUGAAAAUGUAGUCCAAAAUUGCAAAAAGGAAAUUUGUUACUUUUAUCUGCCGUGCAAUUGUUCAGAUCAUUUUUUUAUUUUAAAUCAUAAAUACAAAUUUCUUAGAUGACUUUAUGUUUACAAAUUAUAGAAAAAAGUCCUUAAAAUCAUAUUGAAUCCAUAGGUCACUGGUUCAUAUCCGGUUCGAAGCACCAUGUACAAUUCCCAGAAGAACUUCUGUAAGUAGUGGACUGUAUAGGGUUGAAUGUGUCUCCCAGAAAUGUAUAGAUGUGAAGCAAAACAAAAGAUAAAAAGGCACGUUCAGUUUUCGGUAUUCAGUUGGUGGUUUCAUUGCUGCUCCUAACCGCUCAAAGAUUACUGCACAAGUAAGGUUGGCGGAUCUAAAACGUAUAUAAAAGGAUCAUGGUAAUAAUAUCAAUUGAAUGAAAGCUAUUAGCCUUAUAACAAGGAAUGGAUAAAUGGUUGUCCACUUCUAUCAAUAGAUUAUGAGUUUGUGGGAAAAGUAUCUUGUAAUUCAUUUAAAAUUCAGAAGGCAAAUUUUAAUUCAAUGAUUAAUAUAGUUGUUUGUUGAACUCGCUUCAAGAACUUCCUUUGUCUGGUAUCCUAUGGAGAAUGAAUUCGAAACCAAGCUAGUAGUCUUAUAAAUGUUUGAAUUAUAGUCUAAAAACCAAAAAAAAAAAAAAACGAAAAAAAAACAAACAAGUAAAAAUGUGGUUAGUUUGGCCGGGCCGAAUGUUGGGAACCCACCACUUUGGAUCCUGCGAAAUUUUUGCAACCCUAGAGACGAAGCCUAUUGAUACUUGAAAAUAUGGGCUUAGAUUUGGAUAUAGCUCCCAUAUAGGUACAUGUAUAUGUUCGCCCAAUGUGGAUUAGUAUUGAUAUAAUGUGGUAAUUUGUUAAACGAUUCUCACGAAAUGUGCCAAAAAGGAUUUUCUUAAGACUUUUAACAUUUCUAUUGAAUUUCAUAGAAAUCAUUUCAGAUAAAUAUAUAGCUCACUAUAUAUAUUUUCGUUUGAUUUUGACUAAUAUUGCAAAAAUUUGGUCGGUUGUUAACCGAUUCAUGCAAAAAUUUAGUGCUGUGCCAUUUUUAGUUGACUUUCUGCUGUUACAGCAAACAUUUUAGCUGUUUUUACCAACAAAUUUCUAUAAAUGUUGCUCCCAUAUAUAUACACUCGGAAGAUUUUAGCUAAUAUAGCAAAAAUUAUGUGAUUUGUUAACCGAUCCUCACAGAAUUUGGCACGAACGUUUCUCUUAUGACUCUUCUCAUUCACUGGUGAAUCUCAUAAAAUUGGUUUAGAUAUAGGUACCAUGCAUAUCAUCUCAUCUCCAUUUUCACUUUAAGGGCCUUUGCAAAAGUAUUCAUCAACAGUUCUUCUCAAAAUUUUGCCCAGCGAUUUCCUCUAUGACCUCCACAAUUUGUACAGAUUUUAAUCGAAACCUUCAUUUCACAUUAAAGAGAUUUUAAUUUCGAUGACUUACCCUGCAUAUCCAAUGUUAUAUAGGUAGGCUCUGUACGUCUUUAGUCCGUCCUUGGUUUUGUUGUUAUUUUGGGUCAUUAAAAAAAAUUAAAGUUACCUCGAGAUAAUCUUAAAUUUAGCUUUCGUUAAACCGUUAUCAAAAAGGAUUCGUCUUUGAGUCUAAAUAAGCAAAAAGUGUUAAGUUCGGUCGGGCAAAACCUUGUAUACCCUUCACAUUGGAUCGUGUUUGUCAAGUUUUUGCACGGUUUCUCUUUAUAAGCAAAAACUAGAAAGGAUCAAGAAACAAAUUCCAUGGAUAUAAAUUUUAUUUGGAAUUGCUUCCGUUAUAUGUUUCAGAACUAUAACCGGAUGAUCAUUUUAUAUGCACCGAAAGAAAAAUUGAUACCGUAUGUUGUCAACGGUAUUGAAAGUAAAGCAACACCGUGAAUUAAUACCAAAACAAUACCGUAUGUAUUUAUAAUCCCUUACAUCAUCCAUACCAUAAGGUAUUGUUUUGGUAUUACUUUACUUUACUUUCAAAACCAUUGGUAUCAAUUUUUCGUUCGGUGUGGCAGUAACAAAAAGAGACGGAGUCAGAAUAUAUCUAGCAUGGGGGAUGAAGAUCUUAUUAUGCAAAAUUCCCGAAAAAUCGGAUAAGAGUCACGCCCUCUAGGGGCUCAAGAUGUACAUUUGGCAGAUUGGAUUAUAUAGAAGCUAUAUAAGAUUAUUGAGCGAUUCAGGUUAUACUUGACAAGAACGUCGAAGAUAAUACAUAAAACCGAUAUGCAACAUUUCAGCUAAAUCGGAAAAGAACUACGUCCUCUGGGGGCUCAAAAAGUCAAAUCGGGAGAUCGUUUUAUAUGGGCGCUGUAUCUAAACUUAAAUCGACUAAGUCCAUUUAUAAUCUCCAACCAUAUACAUCGAUAAGAAGUAUUAUUAUUAAAUUUCAAGCAUUUGGUUUAUUCGUUAAGCAGCUGGAUGCAGGAGCAGAUGGAUGGAAAGACAUGGCUAGAUCGACUUAGUAUAUCAUGACAAUCAAGAAUAUAUGUGUAUCUAUAGGGUUGCAGAUAUGUAUUUCUAGGUGAUACAAACGAAAGGACUUGGUUAAUGUACCUCUUUUCGAUGGUAGCGGGUUAAAAAACUAGCUUUGUAUGAGUUUGAGACUGUAAAUCGGGAGAUCGGCAUAUUUGCCGUGCCGAGUUAGAAUAUAGCGAUCUUGCAAUUUAAUAGUUUGAGCUCAGAAAUGCACUAUCCAUUUUCGCCGUUACAGUGAGUUGCAUAGACCCUUCAACAUCAGAGUAUGGACCAGAUCUGUAUGCUGAUACCACAUGCCAUAUUAUUGCAUUAUAACAGCGAAUUAGACGAACAUAUAAAUGUGAGCUACAUCCAAACCUGAACUAAUUUUGACCUUAAUCCAGACAUGUUGUGUUUGUAGCAAAGAAAAUAGUUUUGCAAAAUUUUGAAAAGGUCGAUUGAUAAAUUCGCUUACAAAUGUUAAAAGCCAUACGAGAAACUGUUGUGCCAAAUUUUGUCAUAAUCGUUUAACAAAUGACCCUUUUAUUGCAUUAUUACUGCAAAUCGGUUGCAUGAAAAGUAUAUCCCAAUCUGAAACGAAUUUUUCCAAUUUCAAUAGGCUUCGUCUCUACGCAACAAAAAAAUUUGUGUGUCAAAUUUGAAGACGAUCGGAUGAAAAUUGCGAUCUGUACUUUACACACAAAAUAACAUGGACAGACGGACAUGGCUAAAUCGAAUCAGAAAUUGAUUCUGAGUCGAUCGGUAUACUAAUAACAAAUUCACUAAGUUAUAAUACCCUGUAAUACAGUGGGUAUAAUGAAUAUACCCUGGUCCUUCGGUGGUGGUGUAAGUGUAGGUCGGUUGGUAUUGUAAAUGGGUCAAUUCGGUCCAUGUUUUGAUAUAGCUGCCAUAUAAACCGAUCACGGGUCUUGACUUCUUAAGCCUCUAGAUGACGCAUUUCUUGUCCGAUUGGACCGAAAAAUUGCACGUGGUGUUUUGGUAUCACUUCCAACAACUGUGCUAAGUAUGGUUUGAUAUAGCUGCCAUAUAAACCGAUAUUGGGUCUUGAUUUCUUGUAGAGAGCGCAAUUCUCAUCCGAUUUGACUGAAACUUUACAUGAGAUGUUUUGUUAUGACUUCCAAUAACUGUGCUAAGUAUGGUGCAAAUCGGUACAUAACCUGCUAUAGCUGUCAUAUAAACCUAUCUGGGAUGUUGACUUCUUGAGGAUCUAGGGGGCGCAAUUCUCAUCCGAUUUGGCAGAAAUUUUGUACAACGGCUUCUCUCAUGACCCUCAUCAUACGUGUCUAAUAUGGUCCGAAUCGAUCAAUAGCUUAAUAAUGCUCCCAUAUAAACCCAUCUCCCGAUGCAUCUUGAGCCGCUACACGGCGCAAUUCUUAUCGGAAUGGACUGAAAUUUUUCACAAUUCAUUGAUGGUCAGAAUCGGACUAUAACUUGGUAUAGCGCCAAUAGCAUAACAGUUCUUAUUCAAUAUUCUUUGUUUGCCUUAAAAGAGAUACUGCGUAAAGAACUCGACAAAUGCGAUCCAUGGUUGAGGGCAUAUAAGAUUCGGCCCGGCCGAACUCAGCACGCUUUAACUUUUUUCUGAUUUUCCCGCCCAGGCGUUCAGCGCCAUAGGCUGACAUGCUGACCUCUGCGCUAUGGUGGCUCUAUACCCGAAUUGAAUUGCAAAAGAUGAUCUUCAAUGAGUUUUUUUUUUUUUUUUUUUGGGUGGGAGCACUUGUUGAUAAAUGUGUAUACUCUGCCUUUCGGAUUAUACUGUACGUACAACGACUGAAAAUCCUAUCACUCUUUUGUGCUCUGUGACAACAACUCAAUGGAAAUAAAAAAAAAAAACAAAAACUCCACAGGCGACAACUGCGGUGAAGAACAGCCUCUUGCCGUACAUGAGCUACCGCUGCAUCCCGAAUAAACGACAGUUUGGUUACCGGUUACUAAAUUUUUAUUAAUAUAUUCCAGGCUAUUCCAUAUGUGUAGGCAAUAUGGAAUCUUUCUUUCAUCUUUAUGAUUAUACUUCAAGAAUGCUGUGAGCAUAAAGUGACAGAUUAUUGCUGAUUCAGCUCAUAUGUCAAGUAUAUGUCAAUUUCUACAGUGCUUCCAAACAAAAGUUUUUUCUUAUCUAAAGCAUACAUCAGAGUAAUACUUCCAUAGGAACAAAACAAUUGUGUUUGAGGAUAAUCAUAUUAAUCCAUUUGGAUAGCUUUAGCAUAAAGUCCAAAUGGGAGUAAAACGAAAUCAAUUAAAUUUUCCUAGUGAUUUUUACAUUCCCCUUCUUUUUAAAAAACAUACGAAAAAUCGCUUGAAGGCGAACGGCACGUCAUAUGUUGACCCAAAAGAUUUUUAUUACUGAUAACUUAUUUAGCUAAUGAAGUAUAUUUUUAAUGUGUACAUACAAAUGAUAUGAGUAAAUUAGGUAUGUAAUACAGAGUUAAGUAACUGAUACUUGGUAAAAGCAACAUUUUAAUGUUGCUUAUUUAAAAUUAAGAUACCAUCUAAAAAAAUUCUUUGAGAAAUAUAAAGAAAUAUACCGAAAUACAACCACACACUCAACUAACCAAACAACCAACCAAUUACAUCCAAACAUAUGAGUUUUCAUUACAAACUCUUUUACGUAUGACUAAAAGUAAACUCUUGGUUCAAGCAAUACAAUUCAAAUAAAAGCCUACUUUGUAUUGCUUGCCAAAGUCAAAUAUCAGAGUAUACUUUCAGGAGCUCCAUGAUGGUGUGCAAAAUUUCAUUGGUAUUGUAAACUCAAAUGUGACCAACGUUUUAAACGUUCUCCCUACCUAAAAAAAUAAGAAAAACACAAACACUAUAACUGUACGAUUUUUUAUGUAGAAACAAAUCCAAAACAUACUUCUAUAUUGAAUUUAAAACAAAUAAAGCAAACAGUUGCUAGUAUUAUUUAUAGUUUUUCUACUACAAAAGAAUAUAUAUAUAAAUAUAUUUUAAAUAUGUUUACAUAUUAUAAAUGUUAAAUGUUUUUAAAGAAAAAUUUAAUUUGUGUUAGUCUUUAAGAGAGGAACAAUGAAAACACAAACACGUGAAAUGAAACAAAUAGAACACUUAAUUCAAUAAACAACAAAGAAAGCAAACAAAAUUUAAAAUACAGGAAAUUUUUUCAUUAUUAUACAUAUUAUAAGAAGAAGAACAACAACAAGGACAGCUAGGUGAAGUUCAAUUUAAAGAAAUCUUA